Argiope bruennichi is the source of this 873-nucleotide messenger RNA. RefSeq lists its product as uncharacterized. The coding region runs from base 68 to 502 and encodes 144 amino acids. Lineage: Eukaryota; Metazoa; Arthropoda; Arachnida; Araneae; Araneidae. The transcript is spliced from 3 exons. The record is from RefSeq and is a predicted model, not a curated record.
CGCUGAGUGACCGCUAAAAACAAAGCGCUUACUGGUUGAAGAUAAGUUUCGGUUCGCAAUUCCGCUGAUGAAAAAAAGAACAUUCCCGGGCUUAAUAAACAAGAACAGAGUGCCAGCGAGUUGUUCACGGAUAUUAAAAGCAUCUAUUCAAGUCUUCUCUUUUCUUUUAAUCAAGUUUUCUGUGGCAAAGCAUUUGUUUUGGAGCAUGGGUGCUUUAGGUGUGCAUACAUUCGUUUCAUGGGCAAUACUCAUGAUCUUUUCAGUCGUAAUGAAUCCAGCUAGUUACAGCAGAUUAAGGUUACCUGUUGCAGCGUAUCAGGAUUGUGGUCUUAUCUUAUUGCUUUGUAGCAUUGUGUCAUCUUUUGCUGAGUGUACUGGCUUGUAUUUUCUGAGUAUGUCGAUGAUUGGAAUACAAAUAUAUAAAGUCUUGCAAAAUAAUAUCGAAUCUUUUCGCCCCCACCAAUUUCUUCCAGCUGUGCAUCAGGCAUUUCUUACCAAUUGAAAUGAGUCAAGGUCCAACAUUGUUGAAGGAUUUCCUUUUGUUUCUGUUCGCAAUAGCUGCAGUUGCAAAUGGCAUGAAGAGAAACAGCUGGAUGAUGGAAGAAUCGUAUUAUUCGUGCAUGUUACUCUGUUGGAUCGCGUCUUCGGUUUUGGAUUUUUUGGGAUUUCACGUAUUGAGUGUACUGGUCAAUGGAUUUCAAGGACUCUGUGUCAUGAAAUGUUGCUUUUAAUUUUCAACCUUUGUUUUAUUUUAUAUUAUGGAUCUGGUGAAAAAUUUUGAAAUUUUUUUUUCUGCAGCUUUGUUAAUCUGUAAUAUUAUUAGACCUUUGCAUUAUAUACCAAAAAAAUGAAGAUAAUAAAAUUGAAUUUGUA